This is a messenger RNA of Lactuca sativa (garden lettuce), 3055 nucleotides long. Its product is annotated as putative transcriptional regulator SLK2. The record is from RefSeq and is a predicted model, not a curated record. NCBI's taxonomy places the organism in Eukaryota, Viridiplantae, Streptophyta, Magnoliopsida, Asterales, Asteraceae.
CUGUACUAGAUAAUUCCUCUCAAGACCUACCCUGUCAAGAACCAUCCAUCAAUUGGAUCAGAUUUUGACACGUGUCCUCGAUGCACCUGAUCACCGCCCGAUCUAUUAGUUCACACGCGUCCCGAACACAAACCGGCUACAGACAGUCGCGUAGGGCUAUCCACCGGCACUUCCGGUCACUCUCCCCUCUCCGAUUCCCGCUAGAUACAUAAACUCCGAUCGAACACUGCCAUUUUUUAGCUCCAUAUCUAUGGUUUCUCAGAAUUAAUUUGAAAGUUAGCUGAUUUGAUUGGUUUUGUAUGAAGAACUACUGAUGUUUGCCUCUCUUAAUUCUUAUAAUUUGUGAACUCUUCGAGGUUAGAGUCUGUUUUAUAUUUGGAAUCUCUAAUUAGGGACAUCAUUGAGGCUGGUGAUUGUAAAAUUCUAGGGUGGGGUGUAAUUUAUUCAAGGUGGAAAACAUCUGCCUCUUUCGGGGGUAUUGAACAGAUCCAAUUUCAAUUACCUAUUAAUUGUUGAUUACACAACCAAAAGCACUGGCGCUGGAUAACUACUUGGAUUCCAGCCAGCAAACGGCUCUAUCACGAAUGGGGCCUUCUCGGGCCGGAGUCGGAAUGAUACAUUCCAAUUCCAGUUCCGGAAUCUUCUUCCAAGGAGACAUGCAGUCUCAAGCUUUAGGUAAUCCCCAUUUGGGGUCUUUUGGAGGAAACAUACGUUCAAACAUGGUACCUCUCUCUGGGGACAUGAAUAAUGUAGCUACUUCAGGGCCUAGUAUUGGUGCAAGUUCAUUGGUUACUGAUGCUAAUUCAGGGCUUUCAGGAGGUGGUGGUGGUGGCCCACGUAUGCAAAGAAGUGCAAGUGCCAACACAGAAUCUUACAUGAGAUUACCUGCAUCCCCCUUAUCAUUCUCCUCAAACAAUAUUAGCAUUUCAGGCUCUUCUGUUAUAGAUAAUCAAGAUCCACACUCCCAAUCCCAACAAGUGCCACGUCAGGGAGCUUCAACUGCCACGUCAUUGCCUCCCCCACGACAAGUGUCACUCUCACUCCCAAAUGGCCCACGAGUUCCAGGAUCAUUCAUUCAAGAUAAUGACAAUAUCUCCCACUUACAAAAGAAACCUCGAUUAGACAUCAAACAAGAAGACAUGAUGCAACAACAGGUUUUACAACAGAUAUUACAAAGACAAGAGUUACAAAGCCCAAAUCCACAGCUACAAACUUUGAUUCAACAACAAAGACUACGCCAACAACAACAACAGCAACAGUUGCUGCAGUCUUUGCCACCUGUCCAACGAGCACAUCUGCUUCAACAGCAGCAACAGCAACAGCAACAGCUGCAGUUAAGACAACAACUUCAACAACAGAGCUUGCAACCUUCAUCUUCAGUGAAACGACCUUAUGAUGGUGGUGUAUGUUCAAGAAGAUUGAUGCAGUAUUUGUAUCAUCAAAGGCAACGCCCAGCUGAUAAUGUUAUUUCCUACUGGAGGAAGUUUGUAGCAGAGUAUUACUCUCCACGUGCUAAAAAAAGAUGGUGUUUGUCUUUAUAUGAUAAUGUAGGGCAUCACUCAUUGGGUGUAUUUCCACAAGCAGCAAUGGAUGCAUGGCAGUGUGAUAUUUGUGGGUCAAAAUCUGGAAGAGGAUUUGAGGCAACUUUUGAAGUUCUACCCAGACUGAAUGAAAUAAAAUUUGGAAGUGGUGUAAUCGAUGAGCUUUUGUUUCUUGAUUUACCUCGGGAAUAUAGAUUUCCUUCUGGAAUAAUGGUGUUGGAAUACGGACAAGCUGUUCAAGAAAGUAUAUAUGAGCAACUUCGUGUGGUUCGUGAAGGUCAACUCAAAGUUAUUUUCACCCCUGAUUUAAAGAUAUUAACCUGGGAGUUUUGUGCACGAAGACAUGAGGAGCUUCUUCCACGUAGAUUGGUUGCACCUCAGGUGAAUCAGUUGUUACAAGUUGCACAAAAAUGCCAAUCUACAAUAGCUGAAAGUGGUUCUGAUGGUGUCUCCCAGCAAGAUUUACAGACAAAUAGCAACAUGGUCGUGACAGCUGGGCGACAGCUGGCAAGAAGCUUAGAGUUGCAAUCAUUAAACGACCUGGGUUUUUCCAAAAGAUACGUUAGGUGCUUACAGAUAUCUGAAGUUGUCAAUAGCAUGAAAGACUUGAUGGAUUUCUGUCGUGAAACUAAAGCGGGCCCUAUCGAGGGAUUAAAAAGCUAUCCGCGACAAACAAGCUCUUCAGUGAAAUCACAAAUGGAGCAAAUAUCUAGCAUUCCAGACCGAAACACCCUGAGUAAACUAGUGUCGUUGACCAACAAUACUCAACAACAGAUGGGUCCACGGGCCCCACUGAAUAAUGGUACAACAACCCAAACCCAAGCUGCAGUUGCACUAUCAAACUUUCAAAACAUGCUAAUGAGACAAAACUCAAUGAAUUCAAACUCCCAAUCUCAUCAACAACAAGAAGCUUCUUCUUCUUUCAACAACUCAAACCAACAGAAUUACCCGUUUCAAACCGGGUCCGGGUCGGGUGGGUUGUUAAACCCUAACCCACAUAUGAUCCAACAACAACAACAACAACAAAGGCCUAUUUUCAAUCAACAGUCACCCUCUCACAGUGGAAGUCAAAUGCAGCAACACAUGAUCCAGCAGCUUCUUCAAGACAUGAGUAGCGGCGGCGGUGGUGCAAAGCCGUCGCAUUCGGGGCAAAGUGCCGCCAGCGGGAGUAUGGGGAGAUACGGGAUGUCGUCAUCAGGUACUUCACGGCCGCCAGCUGUCCCGACUAGAAGUAACAGUUUUAAGGGGGCUUCACGGAGUGAUUCGUCUGCUGGUGUGGGUGUGGGUGUGGGUGUAGGGGUAGUUGGGGUGGGGGUAGGUGUAGGGGAUCGGAAAGAUCUGGGGAGUUUGUGUGAUGAUAUUGUUGGGGAUAUAGGGAGUGAGUUUAAUGGGAGUGGGUUUUUUGAUAAUGAUGAAUUGGAGUAUGGUGGUUGGAAGGGCUGAAUUUGGAAUUGUAUCAAAUGUACAGUUUGUAUUUUGACUAUUGGACUAUUAUCAUCAUAUACGUUGACAUC